ACCAUGCAGCCCCAGGAGGACUUAAUUGGAUUUUAUGGUCCCAAGCUAGCUGCAGGCAGGGGAAUAGGGUGUGACUGGCAGCAGCACUGAAUCUUUGGGUGAUGGUGCCCUCACUGUGAGACGAGCAGUUGUUCUGCUAGCGGUCAUGGAGGAGAGAGGGGAAAUGGUUUGCCACCCCCCAUUUCCCUUGAAGGCUGCCAUACUUGCUGCUGAGAACUUUGGGUGGUCUGAAACCCCCCUGGCAGCAACUCCACCUCAGUAGGACUGAUGCUGUGUGCAGUAAUUAAGAAUGACCCAGCUUAUAUGUAGGAAGAGGUAAGAAGCAGACAUUGGGCAGAGGCGGAGGCAGGAAGAGCCUGUUCUGCUUCUGCAUACAGGAGAGGAGGACUCAUUUCCUGGCAUGAUGAGCAAUCACCACAGAGCACAGAGCUGGGACUGCUGCGCAGUUAUUAAUUGUCCAAAUCUUAGUAGCACCUAUAUAUGUGAGGUCAGUCUGUAUUAAUAGAGAUGCAUUUCUUGAGUUUUCUUCUUACCUUUGUCAUGGCAAUGACCCUGUCCAGUGCCCAGUGUUUUUAUGAACCCAUCCCAGACAAGCAAGUAUCCAACGAAAAAGGCUGCUUUAGGGAUGGAGAGAUGCAUGACUUUGGUGUCUACUGGUACACCAAGGAUUGUUUACGCUGUUAUUGCACCCGAGAAUUAGUGUCCUGUUGCAACAUAACUCUCACCCCUGUUGGCUAUGACCAAGAGAAAUGCGAGUCUGUUUUCGACGUGGAAUCCUGCAGUUACCAGAAGUUCCUGCUGUUCCUCUUCCUCGUCCUUCUCACCUUGGGGUCCCUGUGCACUGCCCAGUGUUACAUGAGACCCCCAAACAAAUACGGCUGUGUUGAAAACAGAAAGCUGUAUCACUUCGGUGUAGUGUGGAAGACCAAGGAUUGUUUCAGAUGUGAAUGUCAGCCGCGAGCAAUGAUCUGCUGCAGCCUCGUUUUCAGACCCACCAAAUACGACCGAGAGAACUGCAUCGCCAUGUUCCAUAAGAAGAGCUGUUCUAUGCGCGUGGUGUGGAAGAGCGAUCCUCAGGAACCCUGCAAUGUCUUUGCUGGAGUUGGUUAAGACUGCUUUGAAGUGGUCUUCUCAUUCAGCAGCUCUCUUGCAAGUUGAGCAGACCCAGCACCACUCCCUUAGAGGAAAGCAGUGAAUCAGUGUGGUUUCAGGAAUAAGCUUGUGUCCCCCUUUUCACACAUGCUCUGCUGUGACUUCUCUUGUUACGUACAGAUUUGUGACUGAGAUUUAAUCAAAGAUCAUUUAUGGUAACAUCAUCUCUGAUGAAAUCGGGGGUUAAAUAAAGACACAAGCAUCAAGCUC
Molecule: messenger RNA, 1362 nt
Organism: Gopherus evgoodei (Goodes thornscrub tortoise)
Lineage: Eukaryota; Metazoa; Chordata; Testudines; Testudinidae
Product: beta-microseminoprotein-like
Exons: 7
Coding region: 508-1110 (200 amino acids)
Source: RefSeq, a predicted model, not a curated record